AACUUCUUAUAUUUCAAUUCUAUUUUCAGAUUUAUAGCGAUAGUGUUACUGUUGAUGGUUAUUAAGUUUGGAACUUUACUGAACACCUGAUCGCAUUUAAAUAAAUUAUUUAUGAAAGCUUCCAAAGACAACAGGCUACACAACGAUUUCUAAAGCGGCAUUUCGUGCCAAACGCAAAGAACAGACACUAUGUCAAUGUUAAAAAUAGUUUUCCUUUUCGUAUUUCUGAGUACAGUGGGAGCAGGGGAUGUUGGAAAGGAUGUUGAUUUCGUCAUCCCGGUAAGGAUGGAAGAGGAUUUGAGCAGAGUUGCAGGGUCAAAACAUUUUAAAAGCCGUCACACCGUGACGCAUGAAACAACAUCAAAACACACCGUUCACGAGGACGAGUUCACGAGACCUGUUUACAAGAUCCCAGCCUUCGGUAAAGAUCUACUUGUAAGACUGGAGAAAGAUAACUCGUUGGUCGCCCCUUCUUUUACAACGAGUUACAGCUACAGCAACGAAACUGUCAACGAUAUGAAUACAUUCAAGCAGCCUCUUCUACGACAUUGCUUUUAUAAAGGAACCGUCCUGGGCGAGCCAGAGUCUCAAGUAGCUUUAAGCAUCUGCGACUCCCUUACCGGGUCCAUCUACACAGACAGCGCUCACUACAUGAUCAAACCAACCAAGAACGCCCACCUGCCGAACAAGGCUUACCAUUCGGUGCACAAAAGGAGUGUAGGACGUUGGAGGCCGGAGAUUGAAGAGACACCUCACUGCGGAGUCCGCGAUACAAAACACGAGUCAACUUACGAGAAGACAUUUCUUAACUCCCCACUGGAAGAGCUUGAAAAUAUGGUAUCCAAAAUUACGAACCGUGUUCGUCGCUCAAUUUCGACUUCGGAAAACUUCAAAGAACCUGUGGUGGCUGAAGGCGUUCGGGCGAAAUCGCGGUCGAAGCGCGCGUUCGAUUCACAACAACAUUACAUCGAAACGUUGGUGGUUGCUGAUGCGAGCAUGGUGGAAGAACAUGGGGACGACUUGGAACAUUAUAUUCUUACUCUAAUGAUGGUUGCCAACCGUGUGUUCUCACACCCCAGUCUUGGAAGCGCUAUUUCGAUCAGCGUGGUUAAGAUAAUGGUUCUCCAUGAGGAUUCAGACGGCCCUAGAAUCACACAACAUGCCCAACACACACUGCGGGAGUUUUGCUCCUGGCAAAAACGACACAACACACCAGAUGAUUCAGAUCCCCAGCAUUAUGAUUUAGCAAUACUACUCACCAGGACAAACCUGUGCGGGGACACGUGCGCAACUCUGGGUUUAGCCGAAGUCGGAACAAUGUGUUCGAGACGACAUAGCUGCGCUGUUAUAGAAGACGACGGUCUUUCAGCUUCUUACACUAUUGCACAUGAGGUCGGACACGUGCUUAAUAUGAUGCAUGACGACAACCGACUUUGCCGAGCCAACUUUGCCAACAUUGAUUCAACGUCCCACGUUAUGAGUCCAACCAUGGACCGCGUCGACAGCGAGCAACCGUGGAGUUUAUGUUCGAAGCAAGCGCUCACCGACUUUCUGGAAGACGGCGGUGGUGCAUGUCUAUUGGAUCGACCCCAGGAACCACGGGUUUAUCCAAGCCAAUACCCAGGGGCCAUGUAUGACGUGAACGCGCAGUGCAAAAUGGCUUUUGGAGAGGGUGCGGUCGAGUGCCCUUACAUGCGAGAGUGCGGGCGUCUCUGGUGUCAGUUUCCCACUGGAUCGCGAGCCAACCGAUGUCAUACCAGGAGUUUCCCUAGAGCUGAUGGCUCUGACUGUGCGGCUGGUAUGCAUUGCAUGCAAGGACGAUGCGUGGCCAAAGUCGCCGCCGUGCGCCCGGUAGACGGACAUUGGGGCAGAUGGGGACACUUCGGUGCCUGCUCGAGGUCAUGUGGCGGCGGAGUGCAAAUGUCAAGCCGUCAAUGCAACAAUCCGGAGCCACGACACGGAGGCAAAUAUUGCAUCGGUUCGAGGUUAAAGUUCAGCAGCUGCAAUACAAACCCAUGCCAGCCAGUCGCUGGAAGGCCCGUGCGUGACUACAGAAGUGAGCAAUGCGCUACAUACGAUGGCCAAAGGUUCCCACUGCUUGGUGUUCAAACCGCUUCGACUUGGAUGCCGAAAUAUACCGACAUUCACACGCGAGAUCGUUGCAAACUUACCUGUCAAUCAGUGCAAACGGGAGCUUACAUAACUCUUGCCGACAGAGUGGUCGACGGCACGAGAUGUGGACCCGAUACAACCAAUGUUUGCGUUCAUGGGCAAUGCAUGCCAGCAGGAUGUGACGGAAUUCUUGGAUCCAAAGCAAAUUUUAGCAAAUGCGGCGUGUGUGGCGGCAAGAAUUCCGAUUGCAAACGUAUUCGAGGCAAAUACAACAAGCGAGUCGCCGGCUAUAACAACGUAAUAACCCUUCCCGUCGGCGCGGCCUCGAUCAAAAUUGAGCAACGCGGCUUCCACAAUAAAGUUUACGACGGAAACUAUCUUGCUUUGAAGAAACCGAACGGCCAAUACAUUCUCAACGGGGCGCUCAUACUCUCAACGAUAAAGAGGGACAUAGAAGUGAACGGCACCGUACUUCAAUACAGCGGUGUUGAUGUUCCGAAUGAACGGAUACAUGCUACCAUGCCACUAAAAGAGCCAAUUACGGUUCAACUACUGAGCGUUGGCGUAGCUGGAUCAAAACUUUUGCCUCCUAGAGUUAAAUACAGUUAUUAUGUGAGCGCUCCUAAGCGUCGUGCUUCGCGGAAAAGCAAAGCCAAAGUGCCUUCCUCAAGAUCCGCAGUGUCGGACGGGUCUUUGGUUAACCGAGGCAUUGGUCGCCGGAUAAAGUCGCCUUCCGCAACACCUGGUUCGAAUCAUGGCCCACCACGUUGGGUGACAGGGAGAUGGAGGAAAUGUAAGGCUUACGGAAAGCGAAAGUGUGGCUCUGGGUGGCAGAAAAGAAGUGUCACGUGCAAGCAAGGGAAACGACGUGCAAGAGGGUGUACCGGUAGUAAACCCUUCGACCGCCUUCCCUGCUUUAUCAAUGCUUGUCCCACCGUCUCCACUAAUGGCCGAAGAAAUCACUCUGGCCGCUCAAGACCCAGUCCAACCGAGCGACCAAUUUGGAACUCAGGAUCAUGGGGUCCGUGUUCAAGGUCUUGCGGCCUUGGUACAAAAAUGAGGUUGGUCCGUUGCCAAACCAGAAGCGGCCACGUACUCUCUGAAUCCCGCUGCGAAGCUGGAACGCGGCCGUCCGAGGCUCACGGCUGUAGGCUUAGGAACUGUACGUGAGAAAGAUAUUACGACUGUUGUCCCAAAGGGGCAAUUUCCCCGCCAAAGGUGCGAAGCCGGUCACGCAUAAGGAGACAUGGAUAAGGCACUUAGGAGUAAUGGAUUCAACCAAAUGUCACUGUGAUGUUUCUUUUUGUACUUUUUUGAUCUUUUGCGUAGAUUUUCCUUCGCUUUGUAAACACAUACACAAACCCUCUUGUUGUUUUUUUUUAAGUUCGUUGUCCCUAAAUCAAAGCCAACUUGCGUGCCCAUUUUCCGUACUAUGUUGAUAUCCCGAGGUGUCCGUUUCUUCAAUAAUUUCAACUUGAUGAAACCAAUCAAGUUAAUUUUAAGCCAAAAUAUCUUAUUUGUAAAUAUUUAGUUUCCAAUUCGUCUUUCUCGGUCGAAUUUUGUGGGCGCCAUCUUUUCUUCUUUUUGAUUUUUAAAUUAUUUAUGAAAAUAUAUUUUCUUUAGAAAUAUAAACUUAAAAUACCAAAUCGUCGUUCACUGUCAUUGAAGAUAUUCCAGGAAUUUUAGU
Molecule: messenger RNA, 3799 nt
Organism: Ciona intestinalis (vase tunicate)
Lineage: Eukaryota; Metazoa; Chordata; Ascidiacea; Phlebobranchia; Cionidae
Gene: zf(c2h2)-84
Product: zinc finger (C2H2)-84
Biological process (GO): extracellular matrix organization; proteolysis
Cellular component (GO): extracellular matrix
Molecular function (GO): metalloendopeptidase activity
Source: RefSeq, a predicted model, not a curated record